Molecule: messenger RNA, 396 nt
Organism: Nicotiana attenuata
Lineage: Eukaryota; Viridiplantae; Streptophyta; Magnoliopsida; Solanales; Solanaceae
Exons: 2
Coding region: 1-396 (131 amino acids)
Source: RefSeq, a predicted model, not a curated record
AUGAUUGCUUUCAAUCCCCUUACUACUAUUCUUACUCAAAACAAACUUGAGGGUUCGAAUUAUGUUGAUUGGAAACGAAACUUGGAUAUUGUCCUAAUUGCUGAAGAGUACAAAUUUGUGCUCGAUGAGGUGUUUCCAGAAAAACCUGGAGAUGAUGCUACGGAUGACGAACAAAAACAUCAGUCGAUGGAGUCUGCUUAUGACAUUCUGGAAAAUCUCAAAGAAAUGCUUGGAGAUCAGAAUCGUGCGGCUAAGCAGACUGCCAUGAAAGCUCUUCUAAAUACCAAAAUGGUUGAAGGUUUAUCGGUUAGGGAUCAUGUUCUGAAGAUGAUGAGUCUUAUAAAUGAACUGGAGGUCUUGGAGCUAACAUUGAUAAGGAUGCGCAGGUUGAAAUGA